UUGAAAUAGAAAUCUUGAUUGGUUAAUUCUGAAAGUUAGUACCUGUAUUCUACAGUGAUUCUCUGGAGAUACCUUCACAAACUAAUAGAUAAAAUUAACAUAUCUAUAUUUAUUAUAGAUUAUUUUAUUUUAUUUCUUUAAUGUUAAGACUUUAACAUAACUGUCCAGCCAUUCAAAUAUAAUUUUCUUUCAGUCAUAGUCCAUCUGCUCAGAUGGUCCGAAACCAGUGGACUGAUCCAUUACCUGCUGUAAUGAGAUGGAACAGCAGCAGUGUUUGUUCAAGGAGACCAGAUACGUCAUAAUCUCUCUCCACCAAAGUUGUCUUUAAGGCCACCACAAAUUGUUUUAAAAUAAUUUUGUUUAAUGACACCACUACAAUACUUUGAUUUAUUGAUGAAUGACCAAUUUAACAGAAUUACAGAUAAAGGUUUUUUUCUGGUUAAAUUGACUUCCUAAACAAGACUGCCUUGGUGCCCUUUGAAAAUGUAUGAACGUAGCCUUUGUGCCUUUUAGGUUAGCCUUGGUGCCCUUCAUUUCCUAGAUGUUUAAAGGCUAUUAUAGCCUGCCCUUUUAACACCGAAUUUCGAGGCCUGAUGAUGUGAUGCUGCAGGAUCUCGUCUCGAUAUCUGAUGCCUGUCAAUGCACCUGCCACAUGCACAAGAGCCAUCCUACCACCAUGAUGGAUUCCUACCCACACCAUGACACUGCCACCACCAAAACGGUCGACUUGUUGCACGCAGUUUGGAGCAUAACAUUCCCCUCGACAUCUAUAGACGUGUGCGUCCAUCAGCACAUGACAGGAGAAAACGACUCAUCUGAGAACAAAACAGUCCUCCACCUGGCACAUGUCCAUCUCACCCUCUGCUGGCACCACUAAGAGAUGUGGGGUCAAAACGUUACGUCGCACUGGUCUUCUAGGGAAAAUGCCUGCCUCCCUCAGCCGAUUAUGAACUGUCUGGUAAGAAAUUCUGCACAGUCCAGGGAUUUGUGUCAGCGUGGUUUUUGCACUUGUGGUUCGAUUUCGAAGAUGACACACCCAGAUGUAUCGAUCUUGAGCGGCGGUGGUUACUUUAGGACGUCCUGACCUUGGCCUGUCAUUAACACUUUGUGUGGUGUUGUACCGUGCCUAUAAAGCAGAGACGGUCUGUCUGGAGACGCCAAAGUGCCUUGCCACAGCUUGUUGAGUUGCCCCUGCUUGCAAUCUCCCAGUGGCAUUAUUGCGUUGAGCUGACGUUAAUCUUGGCAUUAUUGCGUUACCUACAGUGUCGUUAUGCGGUCUGUUUGAAUCACUGCUGAUGUGGCUUUUUAUGCCUCACCAAAGGAGGGUUUGGCAUGAAAAGUUACAGAACUUCAUAAUUCACUUGCUUCUCUGAGGAUUGUGCUUUGCUUUUCAGUACAAAAUUGACUAUGGAUACAAUUAUGCGAAUUGAACAUGUUUUAUAGUGUUUUUGCAUCACCAUUUGCUCACUUACUUGACUGUCUUUACGAUGUGUUUGAAUCUGUAAAAAAUAAUCUAACAGCAAUAUUUUUACCAAUGUCAAGUUUCUUUUUUUGAAGAGUAAAUAUCUUCAUAUAUGUCAAUGUUAUUAUCACUGGGCCAGUCAAGCAGUAACACCGUGUGAAUACUAUGUGGUGAGGGUUUUCGAUUACAUAUCAGUCUGUGUUAUGACACAGACUGUUAUCUUGAGUCAACAAAUGCAUGUUUUUAACUUCCUUGUUGUGAACUAUACCACACAGUACGUGUCAUGCAUUAUACAAUACAUGGGUGAAUAUAUAUAUAUAUAUAUAUACAAUGUAUAUGUAAAUAUAUAUAUGUGUAUGUAGGUCAGAACAUUUUGAAUUAUCAUUACAAAACUCAUAAUGGUUUUCUUUUUAUUUCUAUGCAUGUAAUACGUCAACACAUGUAUAACAAAGGCCUAUUCUAGAUAGAAACGUGUGUGUGUGUGUGUGUGUGUGUGUGUGUGUGUGUGUGUGUGUGUGUGUAAAAGGGGUGGUUUGUCAUAUACAAAUGUAUGUACCAGGAUAUCCUUUAUGGAGCUUAUGGGGUAUGAGUCUUGACAUAAGUGGUUCAUCAGUUAUGUCAUUCCCCUGGGAAUAUAUGAACCUACAUGUACAGUACUUUUAGGGUCUUUAGUUCCUGUCCUGAACGGAUGAGCCGGCGAAAGUCGACACCUGCGCCCAUGACAGGCAUGUGCUACAGCAACUUGUUCUGACCUGACCUGACCUGGCCUUAGGGUCUUCUUCAAUUUGUCAGAAAGAGCAUUUUGAAAAUUUUGCUGCAGUGAGUGAUGGAGAAUGUAAUAAAACAAGGCUACCUGCGCAAGUCGUUUCACAGUGAGCGAGGACUGUCGGGUAUUCUGGAGAGGAUAGACCCCACCAAAUGGUUUGUGCUCGGUGUUAGAGAUGGGGCUCCCUACCUCGAGUAUUAUGACAAGGAAAUGGACGUGUUCUCGGCUGAGCCAAUCAACACGUUUAAUCUGUCGAACUGUCGAAGAGUGACGUACACGCAAGUCCGUAAUGCGUCUUUGCACAGAUUCAGUCUCGACCUGCAGGAUCGGGUCAUUGAGCUGGCCACACCUGAUAGGGGAAAGAUGCUGGAAUGGUAUAAUAUCUUGGAAUCAACGCUCGACUCCCUUGGUAUAUUACACAAAGAAGAUCAUGAACAUGUCUACUCUUUCUGUCCGGCAGUUGUAAAUUUUGGUUCGUCGUUCAGAAAGCAACAAGAGGCAGCAAAAGCCGAAGAAGAUGAUGUGUUUGGAACCGUCGGCACCGCUGAGCAGCAAGAGAAGAUGAAAAGAAAGGAGUCGAUAGACAAUGCCGCCUUGUCAAAACCGAACGACUCGGCUGCCAGCCUGACCAGGAGCAGCACCAUGGACGAUGGCAUUAGCUCUGACUACUCCGGUGAUUUCAUGGACAGCGACUUCUGGCAGAAGAACAAGAUCGAAGGCAGUAACGAGAUGCUCAGUGCAAGAAUUAACCUGCCAACACCUGCAGUGAGAGUGUCCUUGCUAGAAAUAAACAAUAACAACAAGUCCAAGACUCCGAAAACUGCAGCACCGGAUCCCAGGAAUGGUGUCAGUAUGGUAGCAGUUGCAUCUGCUGUUGGUACAAGUGGUGUUGGCGUUGCUGCUGGUGGUAGAGCUGUUGAUCAGACAGAGGUUAAAGGGUCGCUGUGUUCUUCUAUUAAGACAUCCCAGGAUAACUGUUGCAAUGGUGAAAGUAGUCGAGAUGUUUCUUUGCCUUCGGCUAAGUGUGGUACACGAGGUGCAGGUGAUUCAGGUUGUGCAGCUGCUGUUUCUUGCCAGAGCUCGUGUAGCCAAGACCAGAAUGAUGCUAAAAAUGAAAAUUUAUAUUCCGAUUUCCCUAUUGCAGACCAGCAAGCUAAAUCGGCUACAAAUCUGCUGGAGAAUUCAUCAGAAUCAUUACCUUGUUCCCAUGAUACAUGUGUCAAACAGUCAAAUCCUUCGCCAUCUGCCUGGGUAAAAUUUGAUGAAGAUUCUGCGUGUGAUUCUGCCGUAAAUUGUGAACAUCAUUUGUUGAAAAUAGAUUCUAGUUUUGUAAGAGACAAACUGCGACAUUCCACCGGCUCGACCAAAAGAAAGACUUCCCAGAAUGAUGACGAUCAAGCUACUGAUGUUCAAAUUGCAAGACACUCAAUGCAUUGUCCCAUAAAUCCCCCACUUCCCCCAAGGAACGACUCCCUACUAUCAAGACGCUGCACUGUCGCUGGUCCGGCGAGAGAGUCUUCUCAAGCCAGUGCUGUGCUAGCCAACUCCAGACUACCAGAGACUAACGGCAUCCCUCCUCUCCCUCCGAGAAGGGUUGACUCGGUUUCCGAGAACAGAGACAUAAAUCCCCCUCCCCCACUUCCAUCAAGAGACUUUCAGAACUCGAAUUCGGCUGCUCCUCCCAAUCUGCCGAGAAGGAGUUAUGUGACGCGUCAUUCUGCAGGUGAUUCAGAAGGAGCAGCAGCAUUGCCACCAACGCUGCCUGGGCGACCACAACACCGUCUGUCCAUGAAGAUGAAGCUGGAUCGGUCGGACAAAGCGUUCAACGUAGUGUCUCUCAAACAGAGCCAGAUGGAGAUCCUCCAGUUGGAGAUGAACACGAAGGAGCUGGUUGUUCAGCUGCCUCAGAAAGACUGUCUGGGACUGGCGCUCGUCGAUGUCUACGGAUCUGUGUGGAUAGCUGGUUGGAACCAGAAGGAUCACCCGAAACUACAUGACAAGUUUCAUGUUGGCGACCAUGUGAAGAAGGUUGACAAUGCCACAGUAUUCACUGCGGCCAUGGCCAACAAGUUAAUCAAAUCGGCCAAAUCACUGUCUUCUGUAGACAUUGUGGUGCGGAGACUUCCACACGCUAAAGUGCUGUCUAUUCGAAGAUCUGCUGAAGGUGAAAGUCUUGGUAUUAAGAGAGAAGGUGGAACAGGAGAGAUUAUCUAUGUUGACCUGAAUGGAUUGGCAGCUAAGAAUGGAUUAUCAACUAAAGCUCCAUGUAUUUUCAGUCAGAACUUAUGUAACUGGUUCAUCACUGAAAUCAACAGCAGACCAGUCAGUCUUUUCUUUAAGGAGUUAGAGAUUGAACACCGACUAAAUGCUGUAGGCAAGGAGAUCUCCUUGGUGGUGCAGCCCAUCGACUUUGUUAACGAGAUCAAGAAGGGACUCAAGAAGUUAAAGAAUCAUAAGCAGUUUAUUGUCAAAUAAGAGUUCAUAGUGAAUAUACAGUCAAACUGGCUACACCAAAUAUCUUUAAGUUAGUAACCAGACACUGACUUUGUUAACGAGAUCAAGAAGGGACUCGAGUAGUUGAAGAAUCAUAAGCAGCUUAUUGUCAAAUAAGACUUCACAGUGAAUAUACAGUCAACUCGGCUCCACGAAAUAUCUUAAGUUAGUUCAUUAAUUUCAACUUAUUUUCGUGCUUACAUGUAUAUCCAAUUAAGGUUCAAGCACUCUGUCCUGGGCACACACCUCAGCUAUCUGGGCUGUCUGUCCAGGACAGUGGGUUAGUUGUUAGUUGGUUAGUGAUUAGUGAGAGAGAAGAGGGUGUAGUGGCCUUACACCUACCCAUUGAACCCUUAAGAUCUCGCUCUGGGUUGAAGCCAGAACUGGGCUGCGAACCCUGUACCUACCAGCCAGUUUAAGUUAGUAACCAGACAUUGACUUUGUUAACGAGAUCAAGAAGGGACUCAAGAAGUUGAAGAAUCAUAAGCAGUUUAUUGUCUGAUAGAGUUCACAGUGAAUUUACAGUUAAACUGGCUCCACCAGACACCUUAGUACAACCCGUGUAAUUGCCUGCGACAAUCGGCAAUGCUGUGGAUAUUGCUACAGAUUAUUUAAUUCCUCCAUGUCAUCUUAUUUGUCAGGGGUGGGACGUAGCCCAGUGGUAGAGUGCUCAUCUGAUGCGCAGUCGGUCUAGGAUUGAUCCUCUAUUUCUCAUUCCAGCCAGUGCACCACGACUGGUAUAUCAAAGUCUGUU
This is a messenger RNA of Gigantopelta aegis, 5475 nucleotides long. RefSeq lists its product as uncharacterized. Lineage: Eukaryota; Metazoa; Mollusca; Gastropoda; Neomphalida; Peltospiridae. The coding region runs from base 2289 to 4703 and encodes 804 amino acids. The transcript is spliced from 8 exons. The record is from RefSeq and is a predicted model, not a curated record.